Molecule: messenger RNA, 1011 nt
Organism: Siniperca chuatsi (mandarin fish)
Lineage: Eukaryota; Metazoa; Chordata; Actinopteri; Centrarchiformes; Sinipercidae
Gene: psmg3
Product: proteasome (prosome, macropain) assembly chaperone 3
Exons: 3
Coding region: 172-543 (123 amino acids)
Biological process (GO): proteasome assembly
Source: RefSeq, a predicted model, not a curated record
CAGCUGACGUCAUCGCGCAACGAUAGCUGCGCUUACGGACAACUAAACGAGGCACGUUUGUUUGUGGUGGAUGGUGAAUGACAGAGCGCUACUGAAGUUGCUGAAAGUGAAGUGUCUCAGUGCAUAAGAAGAUUUACACCGAGCACAGACGAAGAAAAAGGGAUUAACAAAAUGUCUUCUACUGAGCCCAUCAUCAGAUCGAGACAGACAGAGAAAGAAGUCAAUGGAAUUUCAACACAGGUCGUCUGUACAGAGUUCAGCAAUUACAUAUUCGUAGUUCUCACUCAGUAUGGCAAAAUCGGGACACUGAUGUCUGUCACACCUGACUCCAGAUCUAAUGAUAUCAGCACCCCAAUGUUCUCCACCAAAGUACUGCUGGGCAAAGAUGAGCCACUGACACAUGUCUGUGCCAAAAACCUGGCAACGUUUGUGUCGCAAGAAGCCGGCAACAGGCCUGUCUUACUGGGACUGGCACUUAAGGAUUCCUCCAUAGAUGCAAUAAAACAAAUGAAAGAGAUCAUCAAAAGUUGUCAAGUCUGGUAGGAAGUCAACAAAAUGGACAUGAAGCAUGAAGGCUUGAUGAAAUACAGGCCUCCUGGGUGUCCAGAAUGUCUUGUUUUUCUUCUGUGUCUUUUUAAAUGGAAAAGGAUUUUACUCUUUACUAAAUACUCCAAGACAGAAAUGUAUAAAUCCAAUUUCAUUUACUCUGAUCUGAUUUGUUGAGACAGUAAGGAAUGUCUUCUGGAAAACAUCAUUUAGAGUUUAUCUGGUUGUAAAUAAGAUUUCCUGCAAGCCACUGCUCUCAAAAACUGAGGAAUGUGUAUUGAUUGAAGUAAUAGUUUGCAAAUGAUGUACAAUAGCUCCAGUUUCAUCACUGUACAAAAUACGUAUUGACCUUACUGUUUUUGUUUUGUAAUUUGUAAUACUUUAUACUGUUCGUGUUUUAGAAUGCAAAUAUUCUAAAUUGUUCCAUGAAGAAAAAUUUUGAAAUAAAGCAGGUCACUUCUAAAA